Messenger RNA from Rana temporaria (common frog), 691 nucleotides. It is a transcript of the gene FCER1G, whose product is annotated as Fc fragment of IgE receptor Ig. Lineage: Eukaryota; Metazoa; Chordata; Amphibia; Anura; Ranidae. The record is from RefSeq and is a predicted model, not a curated record. Gene Ontology annotation, cellular component: Fc-epsilon receptor I complex. Gene Ontology annotation, biological process: cell surface receptor signaling pathway. Gene Ontology annotation, molecular function: IgE receptor activity. The transcript has 6 exons. The annotation marks the transcript as partial.
GCGUUUCCUGUGCGGCUUCUGGUCAGUGUCUCAGCUUCAGUCUCUUCAGAGCGACUCCGGACCUUCCACCUCCAACCCCAGAAUCCGAUUCUCUCCACCCGACCUGUAGCCGCCAAGAUGAACGAGCCCGAAGUCUGCUACAUCCUGGACGCCAUUCUGUUUGUCUAUGGAAUAGUUCUCACCGCUCUCUACUGCCACCUGAAGAUUAAGACAUCCAGGGAGAAGAAGAAGAACCCGACGCCCGCUCUGUACGAGCCCCUGAGCUUUCCUUCAAACCAGAUCUACAACAAGAUCGGGAAGGGAGAAGGAGGAGGGGUCGAGAUGAAGGGAGGAGAAAGUGAUUACGCUGGUCUCGGUCCUACAGACAAGGCUACGUAUGAGACUCUAAAGGGGGAGAAGUUGAAGUGAGGAUGACGGAUGAAGAUGACGGAUGAUUCCCCCCCUCCCCCCCAUGUAGAGAUCACAUGGUUGGGGGUUUGCGUUUCCUGUGCUUCUCGCUCUCAGUGUGAUUCUCUCGUAUCUCUGACAUGUUUCACUCUUUGGAUCUGUAGAUAAGGAUUGGUAGGGUGGCGGGUACACCCGGCUACAGGAGGUUACAGAAUUUUGGAGAUUUUUAUCAUUUACCAAAAAAAAUAAAAAAACAAAAAAAUUCAUCAAACUGCACCAUCAAAACCCCAAUGAUGAGUAUAAU